This is a messenger RNA of Echinococcus granulosus, 7722 nucleotides long. RefSeq names its product Spectrin beta chain. Bases 1 to 7722 code for a protein of 2573 amino acids. Gene Ontology annotation, biological process: actin cytoskeleton organization. The record is from RefSeq and is a predicted model, not a curated record. NCBI's taxonomy places the organism in Eukaryota, Metazoa, Platyhelminthes, Cestoda, Cyclophyllidea, Taeniidae. The transcript has 19 exons. Gene Ontology annotation, cellular component: plasma membrane; cell projection; cell junction. Gene Ontology annotation, molecular function: phospholipid binding; actin filament binding.
AUGGAUACGCAAUUGGCACGGCCCUUGCAAGCCUCAAAUUUUUUCUCGCGAUGUGAGGUGCCAGUAUGCACCCAGUAUGCAUUCGAUCCCUACAAUCCACCAACAAACGGUGGAAAAUUGUACGAACGCACACGUAUUAAGACCCUAGCAGAGGAGCGUGAAAGAAUUCAAAAGAAAACGUUUACAAAGUGGUCAAAUGCCUAUUUGAGGAAUGAUCAGCAAAUGAUUGAGGAUCUUUUUACGGAUCUUUGUGAUGGUCGAAUCCUUCUCAAACUUAUUGAACGUGUAUCUGGCUACAAACUGCCUACACCGACACCUGGUAGAAUGCGGAUUCAUUGUUUGGAAAAUGUUGAGAAAUCACUCGCGUUUCUGGAUAAAUUAAACGUUCACCUUGAAAAUAUAGGAGCACACGACAUUGUUGAUGGCAAUAAUCGAAUCAUUCUUGGUUUAAUCUGGACCAUAAUUUUACGCUUUCAAGUUCAAAACAUCUCUGUUGUCGAAAAGGUUAGACAUGUCGGUUAUGAGGACCCGAUUGGUCUUCGUCGAAAUUCCACUGAAGCUCUUUUGCUUUGGUGCAAAGCUAAAACGCAGGCUUACUCUAAUGUUUCAGUGACUAAUUUUACAACUAGCUGGCGUGAUGGACUUGCUUUUAAUGCACUAAUACACAAACAUCGCCCCGAUUUAAUUGAUUUCACCUCUCUUUCACCGGACGAACCAUUGCGCAAUUUACAUAUCGCUUUUACAACCGCUGAACGCUGUCUUGGAAUUCCUAAGCUACUAGACCCCGAAGACAUCGUUGUUGAGGAACCGGAGGAAAAAUCUAUUAUUACUUAUCUGGUAUCUUACUAUCACUACUUUGCUCGAGAAAAGGCUAACACUGUGCACGCACGUCGUAUCGAACGAGUCAUUAAUCUUUUGAAACGUUUUAUAAACGAUGUCAAGGAUUACGAAGUAACCGCUGAUAAGCUGAUGAGGUGGAUCCAUGAAAGUACCUUACGCAUGAAUGAUGCAAGUCUUCAAGGCAAUUUGGAGGGUCUCCAGCGCCAACUGUUUGAAUUGAACCAAUUCCGUAACCAAGAGAAGCCACUCCAUUUCUACGAGAAAGGCGAACUGGAAGUGGCUUUUUUUGUAAUUAGGAAUAAAAUGCUUGCAGCUGGUAUGCGUGUUUAUAUUCCUCCAAAACAACUGCGAAUCUCAGAGGUAAAUAAGGCAUGGGAAGUGCUGGAACAGUGCGAAUACCAGCGCUGGCUGAAUUUGAAUGAUGAAUUGAGAAGGCAAGAAAUGCUUGAUCAGCUUUUUCUUAAGUUUGAGACAAAGUGCACAAUGAGAGAGACGUGGUUGUUUGAGAACCAGCAAAUUGUUGAGCAGGAGUUGGUUGGAUCAACUCAGUAUGCUCUUCAGAUUGCCUUAAAAAAGCAUGAAGCUUUCGAAGCUGAUGUGUUUGCCUAUGAGGAUCGGAUUAAAAUGCUUGUUGAGAUAGCGAAUGAAUUGAGACGCUCUCGAUACUUCCAAGACCAUAGAGUUCAGUCUCGUUCCCAACACGUGACAAAUCAGUGGAGGGUUCUCCUGGAAACGAUUAAAAGUCGUCGUUUAUUUAUUCAACAAAGAAUCAUUUGUAGAGAACGCGAUACGGAAUUUGAUUAUCUGAUGAAGGUUGCCGCAGAAUUGAGGAAUAGAAUAGAUGGAAUCGAUUCUGGCAGCAAUUUUGAGCAAACGCAGUACGCUCUUAUGAAAAUGGAGGCGACUGAUAAUGAAAUAAAAAUAUUGUGUAUACAAGUGGAUAAUCUUUUGGCCAAACAUCGAGGUGGCCACGUCGAGGAGCUGGAAAAGGAGUGGUUUAGUGUGGCAGAUCAGAUCAUGGUAUCAGCAGAGGAAAAGAGACGUGAAGUCGAAUUGGUGGAUCAGCAACAGCACCUAUUGCCUGAGAUUCCCCGUUACAAAAACUACGUACUAAGCAGGAUGCGUUUCCUUGAAGCAUUGGAGUUUCAGCUUUCAUACGAAGCAGCUAAUCGGAUUCACAGACAGGUUAGGUAUAUUGAAGAUGACAUGGCUACGAAUCAAAAUUGCGUGAAUUUGAUUGAGGAGCUUUUAGAAGGAUCAAAGUGUGACUACCAAAACUAUGAACUCAUUGCAUUGUGGCGACUACUUAGUCAAAUUCUUAGCUCCCUUAAAGUCAAAACUGUAUUCGUUGGCGAUAUUCUCUUCCUAAAUGGUGAAUUCGAUGACGCCGAAAAUUGGAUCGCGGAAAAAACAAAGAUAGUGGAGUUAGAAGAUGGCCCAGUCGAGUCUUCGGUGCGUCUUAAUCAAAAGUUGUUAGAGGAAGUUGAGGUCUACCUUCACGUAAUCGAACACAUCAAUGAGAAGGCAAUGACGCUCAAGGAGAGCUGCAAGGAUUUUGACAUUUUACCAAACGAUUUUACUGAAAAUUUUAAUGCGAAGGCUCUCAUUCAAAGCUUUUUCAAAGUUAAGAAGGAAAUCGAGCACAUACUUGUGGAGAAACCUGAAAGUGUACUUCGCUCGUAUUUAACCCUUGUGGACAAAGUCAAAAAGAAACAAGCUUUUCUAAUAGAUGCACUUUCUAUUCAGCUAUUUAUGCACAAUUCGAAUCAAGCUCGAGCUUGGAUAACUGAUAAAUCCUCACUUCUUGCCCGGCUAAAAGAAGCUAACCUUAAUGUUAUUUGUGGAAAAGGUGUUUCCACCAGCUUGCGGGAGGAAUUCGAUUUUGUCGAACGUCGAUUUGAAGAGAUUGAAAACCAAAUGAGCGAUAUGGCUGAAAAGGUGGCAAAUAUUAAUAAAACGGCUACCAAUAUCAUUGAUGCUGCAGCAAUUGAACAGGCUUCAGAUGCCAAAGCUGUGCUGUCUCAAGUGACAGAGGCAAGGAACCAGCUAAAUGACGCAUGGAAUCACCUUGCAGAUCGGGUGGAAGAUUGCCGGUACAGGUUGAACUUGGACCAUAAUUUCCUCUGUCUAUGCCAGGAUUGCUUCUAUACUAAUGAAUGGAUUAAGGAGAAGUUGGCCGCUCUCAAUCAACACAACUGGACCUACAUUCCUUCUGUGUCACAUUUCUCACGAUUGAAAAUGUUUUUGAAAUCAUUAAAGUCGGAUGCAAAAGUGAUUCGAGCAAAAGUUGACAACAUCGGUGAACGGAUUACGGACUCCUGUCAGAUCUCUGACGGUCUCUCAAAAGAGAGAAGGAGUUGGUUAUUCAAGGAGCAUGAUGCGCUCUCCGGAAAGCUAGCAGGGCUUGAUCGACAAUUAGACCAGUGCGAAAGCUUGCUGACAUUACAUGGUGGGCACCUACAGUCGGCGCAAUCACUAGGAGAGUUUCUACAGUGGGUUUUCCAUUUAAAAGACAAGAACUCUUGCAUUUCAAUUCCUUCGAAUCUUGAGGAGGUACGUGCUUCAGUGUGUUCACGAGAACAGGAUCUACAGGAACUGCUAACCGCUGAGAAACGCCUGGAGAAGCUUUUGGGAGACUACGAAAAAGUCCAUCAUUUGGUGGACACCGAAUCGCCUGUCAAAGAACCCCGUGUCAAUCCGGUGCAGGUUAUUGAGGAAUACGCCGAAACGUGCGAUCUGGUUCGGAAAAAUAUUAACAAUCUAAACCAAAGCAUCGCAAUCCAGGAUUUAUUCGCUGAACUUGGAGGGCUGGAGGCUGCAGUGUAUCAGCAAGAUGCCUACUUGAACCAGGAAUGCCAACUGGAGUCUCUUGAAGCAGUGGAAAGCGCACUAAAAUGUCAUGAGGCGUUUGUCGCCUCAAUGCUUGCCUGCUGCAACCGAUUCAAUGCACUCGAGCGCAAAGGUCGAGACUUACUUACCGGUGAUCACGGCAAUGAAGACCGCUUCUUCUCCAGAACAAAUAAUCUGCGCCAAAGAUUAGAGCAAAACAAGAAGAAGGCCUAUGAAUGUGAACGGCAUUUGAAAGAAAAUUUGCGCCUGCAAGAGCUGCUGAAUGAUUUCGCCGACAUCGAGGACUGGAUGUCAGAAAAGCUGGUGGCAUUGAAUCAAGUGACGCUAACCUCGAAGCGCGACGUCUCGAACGCCUACGGCCAGGUGAAGGCGCUGCAGGAGGAGAUAGAGGCUAGUCGGGAGCGUGCGGAGGGUAUCAUCGAGACUGGAAAACAGCUCAUUGAUUCUUGUCCCAGCGUCAGUCGCGUCGUUUCUGUGAGCAUCGACACCAUGUACGUGCACUGGGAAGCCCUGCUAAGGGAACUUCACAAACAAAUGCUGAGUCUGGAGGAAUUACACAGAGGCAAGUUUUGUUCUUCGUUUGCAGAAUACCUGUUGAAUGGGACGGUGCAAGAAUUGUUACAAUGGGCCGAAAAACUGCUUCCCAAAGUGAAAACAGAUAUUGAGGAUUCCAGCUUAGCAAUUGCAGGUCUAACAGAGCUUCAACAGCUGUUGGACUCCCACCAGAGAGACUGUCAAGGUUUUUCGAACUACUCCGAAAUGGCAGCUGAGCACACGGAUUCACUGUCGCAGCGGCAUCCUGACCGCGCUGCCGAUCUCGCUGCUGUAAAUACGGAGGUGGACAAGCAGUUGUGUGCUGUGAGCGCAGCCUUAACACAGCGCGAAGACCUCCUGAAUCUACACAUCACGGUUGCCAGUCACCUGCUCGAUCUGAACUCGGAGCUUCUCUGGGUGAAGGAUAAGUUGGUGCAGAUCCGCCAGCCAUUCAACGACUGGACGCCUCAGGACAGGUGGUCCGUUGGCAAACAUCUGCUUCGCGUGCAGCAAGAGAACCGGCGAUUGAUGAAUCACAUAGCAGAAGUGGAAAAUCGUGGACCUAGAGUGAAGGCUCUUUGUCUUAGGGUGAAGGAAACGUAUUUGGGUAAAAGUGAAGGUGCCGCCGAAAGAGUUGGAAGUUUCCGCGAAGUUCUGGGUGAGUUGGAACAGGCCUGGUAUACGGUCACUCAUCUGCUCGAGGUUCGACGAGAAGAACUACGGUUGGCUGAGGCCAUUCACAAAUUCUUCUUUGAUGCUGUCAAUAUGGAGGCCUGGAUAUCCGAACGGGAGCUCUACUUGCAAAGCAUCUGCGAGCCCACCAGCAUUGAGGAGGCCAACCGAUCCCUACGUCAAUUGAAUGUGCUACAUGAAACUGUCAAGCAUUGGUCUAACGAAGUCACCAGAACUCACCGCCGGGGGAACGAGUUGUGUACCCAACUUUCCUCGGGCGUGCAAAUAAAUGGCAAUUACGUGAGCGCUCCACCAGGAGCCAAGUCUGCGGUUGCCAACGCAAUCUCGCGGCUUGUGAAUGACUUCGCGCUUCUCGAGAACAGCGUACUAGACUGCCGAAAGGAUCUGGUUGAGUCUAUCAGCCUGCACGAUCUAAUGCAAGAUGUCAACGAUCUUGAGGACUGGAUAGCUGAGCGGCAAAAGACCGCCAAAGACCCGAAUGUGGGCGCUGACUUGGAGCAAACGUUUAAUCUCAAGGAUCGUUUCGACCAAUUCUCCAAGUGCACACGGAAGGAGGGCGAACGUCGUGUAAAGAUGAUGCUCUUUCGCAUCGACCAAAUUAUCGCCAAAGGUCACAAAAACCGUUCUGAGAUUGCGCUUGCCAAGGACGGCCUUAACGAGGACUGGGCUGACCUGCUUGAAAUGAUCACCACCAGAGGGCAGCUACUGAAAUCUGCCCUCACGCUCCACCGAUUUUUCUCCGACGCUCAGUACCUCGAGAAGCAGAUCGAGGAGUUCUAUCAAUUCCUGCCAGAGGAGCCCACUGUGGAGAUGGUGACGGACCAGUUGGCCUCAGCAGGAGGUCACGGCGGUGGGAUCGCGAGCCUACGACGGCGGCAGGCUGGGGUGCAGCAGAGACUCGCUCACCUCAACUCGAGCUGCGCUGCCCUCGCCGCCACUGCGGUCGCCCUUCUGCCCACCUACUCAGGCGAGGAGGAGAUACGUCUGAGCUUGCGCCGCGACUGCGUCCUACGUGCUGCUCAGGACCUCGCCGCUACCGCUGAGGCGCGUGCCCAGCAGCUGGAGGAGGCGCAACACUUCCACCGUUUCUUUUCCACCGCGCACAACCUCCUCUCCUGGUUUGCUGAGGCUAAGAACAAAAUGAGCCAGCUUAAUGGCCUGAGCCGAACAAUACACGGUGUGGAACGUCUUAUCGCAGAGCACCGCCAGUUGUACGCAGAACUGAGGAUUAAGGUAGAGCAGGUGGAGGAGUGUCUGGAUGUAGGGCGCACGAUCUUGGGUAUCGGGAGUCAUUCAGUUACGGACGAAGCCGUUGCGCCCUCGACGAGUCAUCUACACGCGGUAUUGACGGCACCUCAGGGUGAGGUGCGAGAGGCGUGCGUGGCGCUAGCGACGGAGCAUAUCCUCAUAGAGGCACUAUGGCGCGAGCGGUGGGAGCGACUGGGAAUGCUGCUUGACGUGCGCUACUACCUGCGUGACGCGGCGGCUGCGGAGUCAUGGCUGGUUAGCCGCGAAGUCUACCUCGUCUCGGUGCGACGCAACAUAGGUGAGACGUUGGCGGAGACGCUUGCCCUGCUCGGCGCACAUUACGCCUUUGAGCGGGCCUGCGCCUCAGCCGAGGAGAGGUUCGCCGCUCUCAAGCAACUCACCAAGAUGGAAAUUCAUUCUCUGGAGUGGAAACCCGAAGACGCAAGUCGCCACGAAAAGCAAAGGCGUGAUAAUAUUCGGCGUGCAAUACACGAGUUCCUUCCGCCCUCAAACUGUUCUACCAGACUGCCCCCGCAGGCUCCACAGCCUAUGCCCAGCGGGAGUCAACCCGUCCAAGCCGCAGUCACAUCAAAAGAACCGUGCCCACCCAAGCCAAACCCAGCAGUAACCCAAUCUAUGGUUGCUCAAAGUGCAUGCACAUUUUCACCGCCAGCGCUCUUCGAAAGAGCCACGGAAGUCACAAGGACAGUGCAAAUUCCACAAAAACGCACAUCCAGAGCCUCUCUUUCGGCGAUGGCGGUCCCAAAGUCAACGCUUGAACGUCAGGAAGAGCCGCCACAACCCCUUCCAUCAACUAGCUCGGCUGAUAUCUUCUUCCCUCGAAGGGCGCGCGUUACUCCAUCAAAAAAUCCGUCUGAUGAGCCAGUCACAUCCACAACGCCCUUUGAGGAGGCUGAGGAGGGAAAGACUCUCGAAACAACUUCCAGUACCAGGCCUCAAGGAAGUUUUCCCAGCACUUCGGUGAACACACCACCAUCGGGAGCACAUGCAGAAGUUGCGGAACCAGAGGCUACACUACUGGCAUCCACGGAGGAGCUGCCGCGCGUUGAGGGACCGUUGAUUCGAAAAUGGGAAUUGGAGGCCGGAGGAAUACGCCACAGCCGAGGCCGUGGCUGGACAUCCAUCUACGUGACUCUGAUGGAUGGCAAGUUGACCUUCUACAGAGAUCGGCGCACGCGUCGUGAGCAGGUGGGAGAAACGUUUCAUGGCGAAGCCCCGAUGGAAUUAGGUGGCGCGAUUGCUGUUCCGGCUCUGGACUACACAAAGCGACCCUUCGUGUUCCGCCUCAGACUUUUUACUGGUGCAGAAUACCUUUUUCAGGCUGUAAGUGCUGAAGUGCUUCAACGCUGGAUCGAUGUCAUCAAUGAGUCAGCCAGCAGGCUGAGUCAGCGAGGACCCAGAAACCCUCAUGAAAGGGCUCAUUCUCUUCCACCCCCAUCUCGUCACUCGAGAACAUCUUCUGCUGCAUCUAGUCAGGUGGAAGGACCUCAUAAACGCCGUCAUAGCUCUCUUCGGCGCAUCCUUAAACGAACCUGA